UUGGUCCACAAUCGAAAGAAGUUUAACCACUACGCAACCAAAAUGAAAUCUUUCAUCAUUUUCUCUGUGCUCCUCAUUUGCUGCAUGUAUUUCGCCUUCGCUGCACCUCCCCAAAAUACCCCCGGUGUACAAUUCCUCAAAUACAAAAACGAUGAUGAUUUUGAAGCAAUUCAAAGGCAAAUCAUUGCUCAAUAUGACCAAUUGGGUGGCACCUCCCAAUUCCAUCAAGCAAGUGCUACCGUUGUGGACCCUCAACAUAUCAGAAUCAAUUUGUAA
Messenger RNA from Stomoxys calcitrans (stable fly), 276 nucleotides. RefSeq lists its product as uncharacterized. The transcript has 3 exons. The coding region runs from base 43 to 276 and encodes 77 amino acids. Lineage: Eukaryota; Metazoa; Arthropoda; Insecta; Diptera; Muscidae. The record is from RefSeq and is a predicted model, not a curated record.